This is a messenger RNA of Effrenium voratum, 1266 nucleotides long. The record is from the annotation of a GenBank genome assembly. NCBI's taxonomy places the organism in Eukaryota, Dinophyceae, Suessiales, Symbiodiniaceae.
AUGUCCGCUGCCGGGCCGGAGCUUGCUGAGCCCUCCGGUGAGCCAGCGCCGGCCAGCGGCGUGGCCCUGCUGCUGCGCACCGCCGCGGAGGCGUGCUUGCCGGCUUUGCGGGCGCAAAUUGAAGCGCAGGACCUUCUGCCGCAGCAGGCCCUCGGCGCCCUGUCCUUCUGCUGCGAGGUGCUGAGCCGAGUGCUGGUGAACUUGGAGGACCCGGCCGCCCUGGCCAAGUUCGGGAAGCUGAAGGUUGCAGCGCUGCGCAAGCGCCUGACGCGCAGGCCAGAGCUUGCGGAGAAGGUGCUUCAGGCCGCGGGCUUCCGUGAGGCGGGGGAUCACCUGGAGUGGGGCCCCGAAAGCCCCGAGGCUGUCAGCUGGGGCGGGGUGGGGUGGAUGGCCAUCGAAAGCUUCACCGAUGAGGACGAGUACGACCCGGACAUCAAGCUGACGGUGAUCCGCGACUUCUCGGGCGACAUCAUGCGGCAGAGGCGGAAGAAGGGCUUGGGAGACACCUCCUCCACCAGCGACACGGAGAGCCCGGGCACGGACUCGCUGACCUCCUCGGAGUUCAAGUCGUACGAGCCGGAAGACGCCAUUACCAACUGGGGCGUGCUUGUGGGCAAGGCGAUCUGGUGCCGAAUGAAAGGGCCUGGCCAAAAUGGCAACCGCCGCAAGCUAGGGCUGGUUUCGGCUGCCUUUGCUGGCACCUACGGGCACUGCCUGAAUUUCACGGCCACGCCCUCCGAGAAGGAGAGAGAGAGAAGCAAGCCGCGGCAAGCGCGGGGUGCGCAGCGGCGCGCGGCCACCGUGGUGAGCCAGUUGCAGGAGCUGGUGAAGCGCGUCUCCAAAGAGACGGAGGACAAGCUGGAUGGAAGAUGGAAAGAAGAUGCCCUCAGCUUCCUUUUUAGCGCUGACUACGUGGACACGCUGAUCAUGCUGGCCAGCGGCGCGCGGCGCUGCUUCGAGCAAGAGCAGACGGUGGUCCAGGCGAGGCAGCCCUGCCGGGUCUUCGGCGACAUCCACGGGCAGCUGCGGGACCUGCUGCUCUUCUUCCACGCCUUCGGGCUGCCGGGCCAGGGCCGCUCCGUGGUCUUCAACGGGGACUUCGUGGACCGCGGCGCCCAUCAGCUGGAGGUGAUUGGCGUCCUCUUCGCAUUGAAGAUCACCUAUCCCUCGCACGUGUGGCUGGUGCGGGGCAACCAUGAAGAUAGCUGCAUGAACCGCCCCGCGGCUGUUCAGAAGCACCCAGCACACCUCGAACACUGUCAAUGA